AGUAUGCCUCUGAGUGAGAGAAAGGGAGAGAGGGCCACGCAAAUACGCAACCGCUGGGUAGAAUUUUCUCUAUUCCGUUUUAAUUGUCCAACUUCUUCGAGAUGCUCCACCACUUCCCGUUGUCUUACCGCUGGCUGUUGGCUAAAAUUAUUUAUUUCUGACAAGUAUCCGCUGAUUCUCUUUCCAAUGUGAUCUAUUCAAUUCCAUGCCCUUUUGGCCUUGAUGGAUGAUAAUAAAGUGGGAACAAGCUUGGACAACCAUGCUGGCAAAAGAAAAGGACGUCAGUCAACCCUUAAUCCAGCAUUUGACUUUUUUGUGCAGAUGCCUCAGAAACUUCAAAACUUUCUAAAGACACAUCUCAAGCACAUCAGUAUGAAUGAACAGAAGUUUGACAUUGCAAAACCUCUGAUGCUUACCGAGAAAGAACCGUGUACUGCUUUGGAGGUUAACUUGGAUAAGCAACUGGAAGCUUGGAGAGAAAAUCCUAAAUGGGUUGAUCCACCACCAGAAAUCAAGGUUAGUGUACCCAAAGGUUCUCUUUGCAAUUUGCAUGCGAAGUUUAAGGUUGGGCUACCCCCAGAUGCAAUCUAUAACAUCAUUGUUGACCCCCAUAACAAACGAGUGUUUAAAAACAUCAAGGAAGUGAUAUCCAGAAAGGUCUUGAUUGAUGAAGGCUUAAGGCAGGUAAUUGAGGUGGAGCAAGCUGCAAUAUGGAGAUUCCUUUGGUGGUCUGGGACAAUAUCUGUGCAUGUCUUAGUUGAUCAAAACCGGGAAGAUCAUACUGUGAGAUUCAAGCAAGGGAAAUCAGGAUUUAUGAAAAAAUUUGAGGGUUGUUGGAAAGUAGACCCAAUGUUUGUUGAUGAACAAAUUUGCCCGGCUUCCAAGUCAAAAACAUGGGCCGACUAUGAUUUGUGCACUGGGGGCAAGGGGAGAGUAGGAUCCAUUGUGAAUUUGGACCAACUGAUCCAGCCAGCAAUUGUCCCACCACCACCUUUCUCAUGGUAUUUGAGGGGGAUCACCACCAGAACCACUGAGAUGCUGAUUACUGACCUUCUAGCAGAGGCUGCUAGGCUAAGGGGAGAUGGAUAUGCAGAGUCAAAGCAGGCUAUUGAAACAAGCUGUGAUAAUAGUGCAGAGUGUUUGGCACACAGUAUCAAAGAGAGAUGGCAUCAGAGAAGAAGUACAAAGAGACGGAGAAGUCGCAAAGCUCUGCUGGUACGUUAAGCUCUUUUGGAUCAAGAAGAUAAAUGAGUGGUCCCUGAACUUGAAGCCACUGUAACUGUUGGUUAUCAUGGGAUUCCAUUAUUCAUUUAAUCCUGAAGUAUGUAUGACGUUAAUGCUUCAGUUUAGGACAUGCUUGUAAUUACAGGCAAUGUUGUAUCCUCGUCGAAGAAAUGAGUAAAUGAAAUUAUCAGUUCCCAUGAA
Molecule: messenger RNA, 1425 nt
Organism: Elaeis guineensis (African oil palm)
Lineage: Eukaryota; Viridiplantae; Streptophyta; Magnoliopsida; Arecales; Arecaceae
Source: RefSeq, a predicted model, not a curated record